Mizuhopecten yessoensis (Yesso scallop) is the source of this 3462-nucleotide messenger RNA. RefSeq names its product L-fucose kinase-like. The record is from RefSeq and is a predicted model, not a curated record. Gene Ontology annotation, molecular function: ATP binding; fucokinase activity. The transcript has 29 exons. Gene Ontology annotation, biological process: GDP-L-fucose salvage. The coding region runs from base 130 to 3441 and encodes 1103 amino acids. Lineage: Eukaryota; Metazoa; Mollusca; Bivalvia; Pectinida; Pectinidae.
ACACUCGUGUGUAGGACACAUGAACGGUGUAAGUUUCAGUCUGUGAAGUAAACGUUGUGUCCAGCACGUCAAAACAAAGGUAUCAGUAAACAAUUCAGCGUCACAAGAAUAAAGAAACAAAAUAAACACAUGGCUGAGAGGGUGAAGUGGACGGCCAUUGUACUAACAUGUGCCAACAGACAAUGGGCAAGCACCUUGCAAACAGAGUUACAAAUUCGCCAAGCAAAGGGUCAGAUAGAUAAAGAUGUCCUGUUACUAACGGUUGAGGAUCCCAAGUCAAGUGUUGGUAGUGGGGGUGCUACAAUCAAUGCCCUCCUCACUGUUACAGAGUACCUGUCAGCACAGAGGGGGUAUUCUAUCAUCAAUCCUGAUGUCCUCCAGGAGGCUAAAGUUCUCAUCCUCCACUGUGGCCGUAAUUAUCCUUAUGAGCCAUGUGGAAGAGCGUUCAUUACUCUACCUGCCUCACUUACUUCCCCGGAAUAUGACGGCAUGACUACUAAUUUGGACUUGCUGCUGAAAAACCUCACAGAAAAGCUGGCUGUCAAGUCUCCCCCCGGAAUCUGGGUCAGCAGUACAGAUAUGAUACUCUCCAUUCCAGAAAACGCAGCCAUUCCAUGGACAAACUCUGACGUAUGUGUGAUCACUGUUCCUAGUACACCAAAAUACUGCCGUAACCAUGGCGUCUAUAAAAUCAACACUGAGGGAUAUGUGACAGAUAUACUGUACCAGAGGGAUUUAGGAGGACUGGAGUGCUGUGAGAGGCCGGACGGAACUGUCCCUGUGGUGUGUUCUGUUAUAUACCUGAGUCAUGCCGUGACGGAGGCCCUCCUGUCCUUUCAUGUAAAGCCCCCUCUGGAUGCUUGUACCUACAUGGGAGUGGACAGUGGUCAACCCCCUAUACAGCUGUCACUCUUCUUUGAUGUCAUGUUACCAAUGACGAGUGAUGUGAAUGAAAAAGAAUUUGUAUCUGGAGGUCGAAGUGGGGUCAAAGGUCAAGCCCAUGUUCCAGGGUCAGAGGACAUGAUCAAGACCAUGAGGUCAGCCAGACAAAUCCUAUGGCGGGAGCUACACAACUUCAAAAUAUGGGCAUGUAUGGUAGAGAGAGGAGAGUUCCGCUACCUCGUCAGCUGUCCCUUAGAUCACGAAGCAAUCUUACUUGAUUGUCCUUACAAAAACAACUUCCACAACUCCGAGAUUACCUGGCAAGAUGUCAACCAUUCCCUUGUACAGGACAAGUGUAAGGUAGAAGACGAUGCCAUCCUCAUCAACAGUAUUCUCAGUGACAAAGUGGUGGUGAGUUCCAAGUCCAUCGUCUCUGACUGUCAUCUAGGUGGACGUAUGGAUGUGGGCCGGGGCUGCCUCAUAACUGGUCUGUCUGUGGAAACCCAGCUCAAGACUAACUUGAAGAAGACUGUAAAGAUAGGAGACUACACAGUGGUGCAGUGUUUUAGGAUCUACCUGAGUACACUGGGGAAAACUGUACAUGUCCUUACCACUCACGGCAAGUUUGACAGGGUCGAGGCCCCGAUGUACAAGAGUACAACGACCUUCUGUAAUAACCCCUGGGUGGUUUUCCUCAACCUGACGGGCAUCAUCAAGGAGGAUCUGUGGGGACCAGAUAUGGAUAAUGACAACCAGAAUGUACUAAAUGCCAGGUUGUUCCCAGUGUUCCACUCGUCAGAGGAACUCAGUCUCGAGGAUAUCUCAUGGCUGCACGGGGAGUUGGAAGAUAACGACCAGUCCAUUGUACGCAGAUGGCGGUCAUCCUGGAGGCUGUCACUCAAUGAUAUCCUAUCGUGUGUCAAUAUGGAGGAGGAGCUCCGCUGGAAAAAGACCUUAUUUUACAAUGUGAGUAAGAACCACAUCCGAUGUGACCUGCUUCAGAGCAGUCACCAUGGUUUCCGUUCCAUCUACAACAGUGCUCACAUAGAAGGCUUCUCACAGGAGAUUCUGUUAACACUGGACCAAGUGGCUAAGGAGUGUCAGGGGUCCCCAGGCAUUGCUGCACGUACCCUGGCCAAUAUAGCUGACGUACUAGGGUGUAUGGCAGCGACAAAGGGAGGCCUGAGGAGUGGACCUGCUGCCAACAAGUCCUGGGCCAGGGCCUUCCACAAAUUAGAGAAAGGUGACUUAGUGGGAGGAGUGGAUGCCCUUGCUAAAAUUCGUGAAAGUUGGUUGGGGCGUCCAGACUUGUUGACUCGGGCAGCCAGGCACUACGAAGGAGCAGCGUCUAUCCUCAUCCGACAGGCCGUCAUGACAGCAAAGAAGAACUUCAAGCUGGAGCUGUGUGAGGCACCAGAUAUUGGGAAAUGGGUAACAGCCGAGUGUCCAGCCAGAAUCGAUGUGGCUGGGGGCUGGUCUGACACCCCACCCAUUACUUACGAACAUGGUGGGGCAGUUACCACUAUAGCACUUAAAAUCAACGGCAAGAAACCAGUGGGGUCUAAAGCAAGGAGGAUACGAGAACCCAAAAUUGUAAUGGUGUUAUAUGGAUUCAACCAAGAGGACACACAUGUAGUUUGUGAAGAGUUGUCUCACCUUGAGAAUUACUACCAACCUCAUAGUCCAGGUGCCCUGCUGAAGGCAGCCAUUGUUUGUGCUGACGUUAUUAACAUUGACUCUGACUUGACGCUGAAGGAACAGCUGCUACAAAACUACGGGGGUGGAUUUGAAAUUCACAGUUGGUCCAACCUUCCACAGGGUUCAGGUAUGGGGACCAGCAGUAUCCUGGCAGGGGCUGUCAUGGCCGCUUUGCUGAGGGCUUCUGGGAAGUCAUGUGACAGGAAAGGAUUGAUACAUGCAGUGUUGUACCUUGAGCAGCUGUUAACGACAGGUGGGGGUUGGCAGGACCAAGUAGGGGGCAUUAUGGGAGGUAUCCGUAUUGGGCUGUCUGAUGCCAAGCUUCCUCUCAGUGUAGAUGCUAUCGACCUAAAACCUUCGGAGGAUGUUAUCAAGGCCAUUAGUGAGCGUAUCAUCCUCAUCUACACAGGCAAGACCCGCCUCGCCAGGAAUGUACUCCAGGAGGUGGUGAGAAACUGGUAUGCCAGGAACCCACAGAUCGUAGAGACUGAGGAUAGCCUCGUCAGACUCGCCCAGGAGUGUGCUCACGCUUUCAUUGACGCCCCGACUGACUUUGAGAAGGUUGGAGACUGCCUGAAGAGGUACUGGGAACUGAAGAAGGUAAUGGCCCCAGGCUGUGAAACGGAGGUGGUUGCCUCCCUUAUGAGUGUUCUUCAACCUCAUGUGCAUGGUAUGUGUAUGGCUGGGGCUGGAGGGGGUGGAUUCAUGUAUGCCAUCGCCAAGGACAAUGUGCAAAGGGACGUAAUCAAGGAAGUCCUAAAAAACGCAAAGAUCUUCCAACAGGAGGAGGGCGCUAAAGGUUCGGUCAUCUAUGAUGCCUGUGUGGAUACAGAUGGUCUUCAGGUGACUGUCGAAGAGUAAGGCGUAGUUACCAUGGAUACA